This is a messenger RNA of Homarus americanus (American lobster), 7913 nucleotides long. RefSeq lists its product as uncharacterized. The record is from RefSeq and is a predicted model, not a curated record. Gene Ontology annotation, molecular function: protein binding; transcription coactivator activity. The transcript is spliced from 8 exons. NCBI's taxonomy places the organism in Eukaryota, Metazoa, Arthropoda, Malacostraca, Decapoda, Nephropidae. Gene Ontology annotation, biological process: positive regulation of DNA-templated transcription. Gene Ontology annotation, cellular component: nucleus. The coding region runs from base 327 to 2381 and encodes 684 amino acids.
CUUGCGAGAGGGCUGGGGAGUUAGCCCAGAGCUGAACACUAACGGAGGACCUCCGCUUUGUUCCUUCAUCCUCACAGCUCCGCCUCAUUCAACAUUUUCCACUCGUACUCCACAUUGAGGGGUCCUAGGCGGUCAGGAGCCGCCAUGAACGUGCAAUAGACUCUACCACAUAUCUUGGCUGAGCAUAAAGGCUCUAGUUAGGAGUUGAGGUUGAAAUUUGUAGUGUUUUAUUGUGGAUGUGUCGCAGGGGCCGCCAGUGGCUGUGCGUCGGACAUUGAGCGGAAGCUUCCCACUUUCGUCGGUAAAAGUUGCAGGCCAAGGCAAGGAUGGUGUUGACUCGGCUGUCACACUUUGGUGAGGUGUGUCCACUGAGCGAUCACAGUUACAGCGAUCCUGCAGCAGUGCCCAACCCCAUACAUCAUGUACCGAACAACAAGCGUUUUCCUGUGAACAUUGGGAUAAAAUCAUCGUCUCCCUCGUCACCAUCAACGUCACAGUCUGCCUUACCUACCACAUCAUCCUCAGCGUCAAGUACAUCAUCCUCACCAACAACGUCGUCAACAUCAGCCUCGCCAUCGAUCACUGUAACUGUGUCGUCGCCGCUAUCGUCACCCUCUAUACCUGUCUCGCCUGCUGGUUCACAAAAUAAUGUGGUCAUCAAAAUACACAUCCUCGACCUCCCAACAGAAAUUUUUGAAAAAAUAUUCUCGUAUCUUACGUACAAGAACGUGGGUGAGAUAAGGCUGACCUGUAAGAGGAUUGAACAGAUAGGCUCGGCCAUUCUCAACACAUCGUUCCAGCGCCUGCAAAAUCAGAUGCUUCAAAGGUUCCAGUCUAUUAAGGGGCAGAUGCCUCGCCGGGAGUCUGCCCGUCGCAAACAUCCUCUAGCACGGGAGUCUGACAUCAUCGAGACCUUGCACAUGCGCCUCACACUUCUCCAGAUGUCCUUUGGAAAGCACAUCGAGCGUAAACAUUGUUGCUUCUUUGCUGGAGAUAUAUUGGACGAGGUCUACCGCAUCCUGUCGUACAUCAAGAAGACGCCCAACCUCGGCCGGGCCUACAAAGUGACUGACGAGUUGUUUGACCUCUCCACUAUGGCCAUGGAGUACUUCAAGGAGCACAUUGAACCUCGCCUACCAGAAAUCACAUGCUUUGGAUCUGAUUUCUUGGACAUAACGACAAGAUUCUCGGCAGAAGGGUGCAGCGUACGGUCUCCUGGCGGCAGUGGUCGAGUAUCGGAACCCGAGGAUGAACUGCCUGAGCGUGACCCCCUCCCUCCUUCUAACAUGGUGUUACGCAAGAGGAUCAGGCGCAUCCGUCAGGGCAUGAGGAGGUAUAACACACAGUUAGUCGCCCUAAAGCGCGAACUGAAAGGUUGUAAAGGCAAGCUGACCGACCAACACAAACAGAUGAUGGAAUAUGCAACGAGAAUGGAUGAGUACGAUAAGAAAUUUGAGGAAUCGUCACGUAAAUUCAGCACCGUACUUCAGGAGCUGAACAAAUGCAAGACUGAGCUUCAGUACUGGCGGUCCAAGUCCCCAGCCCACCCACUCUUGUGCUACAGCUGUGGUCAGUCAGUGGGAGAGGGGUCGGGCCAGCAGCUGCAAGCUGGCGUCUUGAUGCAGGGUGGAGACGAGGCGGUUGUUUAUGUUCCCCUUGCUGCUGCUCCGGUCCCAGAUAGUGUGGAGAAGGGCAGUCCCCCUGGUGUCGUCCUCGCACGUGAAGAGGGCCGUGACAGGUGGCACGCGGUCGGGGGCUCUGUGAGGAAUCUGGAGCGUGUGUUUGACCUCAACCUUCCCAACCAUGUUGCCAGACCUCCACCGGUGGAUCAUCACAAGUCACAAACUGCCGCCUCACAUGCCCAGUCUCCUCUUCCAAGCUUCUCUUCCUCCCAAGCCACAGUUGCCUCUCAGAGUAUAAAAGAGUCCCUGUGUGGGACCGUCUCCACCCUGGCUACCUCUCACUCAUCAAGCAUCAGUCGCCCCUUGUCUGUCUCACAACCUACACAAGGAUCUCAGCCUCCACGAAAUACCUCUCAGGCAGUGAGUGUUCCUUGUGUGUUGACCUCCCCUCACUGUGCCCGCACUUCUGCUGCUGCCUCUCCAACCCUUGCACAGCCUCAGCCUCUCAUUGCCUCUCAACCUUACUCUGCCUUCCAUGCGUGUGCCACCUCUCAGGACUCUGAACGUCGGUGGGAUGAAGGCCAAGAGUGUGCCGAGGACUUGUCAACGUUGCGCUCACUAUACGCGGAUGACGAUGCUGAAAUUGGCACGAUGAAGCGUCGUUACAGUGACGAAGACAGUGAUAAUUGUGAUAUCAGCGAUGACACUGUUGGCCGCAGGGUCAAGGAACGAAAGAGAUUUAAGUUGGACCUUCUGUAAAAGAUCUAAUUUUAUAUAAUAUUGUAAAUGGAUAUUUUGGUUAAAUCAUGAUUUAAUAAACUAUUAAUUACAGUCAAAGGAGUCCUAAGUAUUCAACUGUUGUCAUUUUCUCCUUUCGUGUCUAUCAAGUGUUCAUCAAGAAUGACGAGACCUGUUUGAGGCGGUCCCAGGUACACUGGCCCACAAUAGACAUACAGUAACUAUUUAAGAUGUUAUUUUUUUGUGGUGUGAGGUACCCAGUCCCCACUUAACCUUAUUCAGUGGCCUCCAACACCAAAUGGGGACACAGACAUAGCAGGCGCUCAUUGUGUCCUCCAACCCCAAGUUGAGAAGGAUACAAACUUGACUAUACGUCUGGUUGAUGGGUUACUCCUUAAUACAGUGUUAUAUUGUGUUAGUGCAUCUUAUGAUUCUUAAUGAUGGAAGACAGUGAGGAGGGUAUGUUGGCAGUUAUGAGGGUGGUGUGUUGGAAGUUGUCUGAAGGGUGUGUCCGCAGGGUCUGCUGCCAGAGAAUUUGAGAAGGGUGUGUUGUCAAAAAAGCCUUCAGAUAUGUCAGGACAGAUUUGAGAGGAUGAAGUUAGGCCAGGGUGUAUGUGUCAGAAAAUAUUAGACAACUGCCAUUGGAUCGAUUUGAUGAAAUUGCGAUAAUUGUUUCAUUAAAUAAUUAUAUGUUGGUUAAAAGUUAAAAUUUAUAAUUUGGUUUAUUUUCCAUUUAUAGUCAUGUUUCUUUUUCCUAUUGGUUGUUAGAAAUGGAAAAAAAAUAUUGGCAGGAGUCAAAUUGCAGUAGUUAACAUUGUUAGAUGAUUGAUAGAAUAAAAGAACUGUAGAUGUUUAGACAUGACCCACACCUACUGUAUGGUAUAGCUAACUUGUGUUGAUGCUGCCGUGAAGGUUCACGUGAGUUGCCGGCUGUUGACAAUCUGUCGAUGAUAUUCAUCUUGAUUGAGGGUGAAAAUGUGAUCAAUAGAGUAGAUGUUGAGAGCAUGAAAUAUUGGUGGUAUAAAUAAACCCAUCUUAUCUGUCAAGUCUCACAAGAAACUGAAGAUGUUUUUGAAAUUAUCUCAAGAAAAUUAACUGGUGUUGUGUAGUGGAUGAUUGUGAUAUCAUAAGUUAAAACAUGAGUUUUGACAACUUUUCUCAUCCCCACGAUUUAUACCGUACUAGUUGCAGAAAAUUAACCUCGGUGAGCGAGUGAGUCAAGCCAGUAGGGCAUCAGUACAGUAUACAUAAAUUCUCUCUCCUCUCCCCAUUUAUUUUAGCAGGAAAGGAAUUUAUCCUAAAAGAGAGUUGAGUAAAUUUGUGAUUAAUGAAAAAGAUCAGAUGGUGAACUUGACCCAUUAGUUGAUGGUGGAUGAGAACAUUUACUCCAGCAAGAGGACAUCUUGCCAUCGAUGGCUGCAAGUUAUUUUAAAAAAUGGUUGUAACAUUAUCUAGGAUGUGCACAGCAGCUCAGAGUGUUGGCAUGACCAGAGAUGUGUAUACUACUAGUGUUAACAUGACAUGAGAUGUGUACACUGCUAGUGUUGACAUGACUGGAGAUGUGUACACUACUAGUGUUGACAUGACCUGAGAUGUGUACACUACUAAUGUUGACAUGACCUGAGCUGUGUACACCACUUGACUUCCUAUGGCAUGGCCCAAGGAAACUAAAAUUGUAACUAAAUGUGAUGAUAAAAUUAAUAAGAUGGGAAGUAUUACACUCACAUACUGUACAGUACAUACAACUGCCAUUCAUUUCUUAUCACAGUUUUUCUUCAAAGACUUCUGUAUUAUUUUGUGUACACUUGAGGAAAGUCCAGUCACCAUAAACAACCAUUGUGUGAGGUUGACACUCAUUACAGUAGUUCCUUAAGGUACAUGAAAGUUAUUGAUUUGCUUAACAGACCAAAGUUAUGAUUUUUACAUUUGUACAGUCUACAUAAUGGUUCAUACGAAGUCUAUAGUACUGUACUAUAUCGCCACAAUAUACUGAAGGUUAUCACAGCAACAAUACAGUUAAGACAUAAUGCACAACUUACUCAAAAAAUGAAGCAAAUUAAUGCUGUUGAGUAGUGAACUAACUUCUACCCAAUUUAUAGUGUUUGUAACAACCAUCCAUCUGUCUGUCUAUUGCUCUAUUACAAUUAUUAGUGUAUAGUUUACUGUUGCAGGUUGUCAAGUGAGUCUCUGCUACAAUGGUAAAUUCACUGCCAGAUUUGUCCUAUUUUAACCCUUUGAGUACAAUGGCUAAGUCCUUGACUAUGAUGACAACUCCUUGAGCAAGAUGACUUAACCCCUUGAGUAUGAUGACAACCCUUGAAUAUGAUGACUUGAUCCCUUGAUCCUUUGAGUAUGAUGACUUGAUCCAUUGAGUAUAAUUACUUAAUCCCCAUGGAUAUGAUGACAAUCUCUAGAAUACAAUGACUCAACCCCUCGAGUAUGAUCACAACCCCUUGAAUGCAACAACCUCCCCCUUGAGUUUUAUGACAACGCCCAGAGUACGACAUCAUCUCACUCAAGGGAAUAAAAUAGGUCUUCACAUUCAAAGGCUUAAUAUAACGUAAUUCUCAGCCUUCGGUCAACUUGUAAGACAUUAACUUAUGGUUGUUAAGACACUUAAAAUGGGUUGAGAUUUGUUAAAACCGGUCAAUUACAAUUUACUAGAAGUGAUUUAUACUGCAAUACUUCAAUGUAAUUGUGAACAAAAUGUUAGGUGAACAUGGACCUCAAGUUGGCUCUAAUAAAGACUAUAUUAAAAAAGACAUGGGGAUAGGCUGAGGUAGUUGUGAAGGCUACAACUCCCGAUUUUAGCAGUUGUAGGUAUUAAUCUUGUAAAUAAUGUAUGUAAUAAUGUAAAACUAUAUACUAAAUAGAUAAAUAUAUAUAUAAAUAUAAAUAUAUACAAGUCAUAGUAGAUGAUGACUUCUACUGUACUGAAGAGUUGUGCUUGGCCUUUAAAUGUGGAUAUGUUAAAGGGAUGGUGACAUUAACCCCAACUAACUUGUAGAACUUGUUACCGAUCGAGUGCCAGGAUGAAAGAGGCACGGAUAGGUUAUUGGUGAAGGAGUCCUAGUAAGAGAUGAAGUUAAGUUUGUGAAGAAGUUGUGCGGACGUUGGGUGACAAUGGCUGGCAUUGUGACGAGAAAGUGAGUCCGUCGUUGGAUCGUAAGUCGUGUGUAUUGGCUCGGUGCAAGAGUUUGACCCCCUGGAAUGCGACAUGAAAAUGAACUCUUCCGUGGGUCGUACUUCGUGGUUUUUCAACCAAUUCUAAGGAGCAAGAAUCAAGUACCUUCCUCGGUGAAUGUGUAGUGCAAUUUAUUGAUCAACAAGGUAGGUAAAGAAUGGCUGUUGUUGGGUUGCACUUGUCAUCUGUUUCAACAUCAUAAUUUAAUAUUUAUAUUUAUUAUUGCAUAUUUCUCUAUGGCUGACAACACUAAUGGAAGUGGAAGGUUACUGAGGUCUAAAUUAAAUAUUUCUUUAUUACCGAAGUGUAUACAGUAUUGUAAUAUUUCUCUAUUGCCAAGGCCUAUAAUACCGUAAAAUAUUUCUCUAUUGGUGACCACUCAAGGAAGUGGAAAAAUUAGUGGUUUUUAUUAAAAUUGUGUCUUGAGGGAUAUUUUAAAAUGGUCUUAUUUACAUAAAGUAGAGCUUGUUAGCUAUGCCUAACUGAUACCCCACCUGGCUGUCAUUUAUACAGGGUUUCCAUAAAUUAACUCGCCCAUUGUAACUUAAAACAUCAAAAUUAUCCUAGAUAGAACGUGCCUUCCCCUCCCCAGUUCGUUUAGUGUGAUAAAACCAACGUGUUCUAUCUACAUUAUAAUUUUGAGGUUAUUUGUUAAUACAAAUGGCCAAAUAGUUUAUGGACAUUUGGUAGGGAUAAUUGUAAAUUGGUUUUUAUUUAAUAUCAUGUAUGUACUGUACUGAAUGCCCAACUCUUUAAGUGUUCACUGCAGGGGAUUUAUAUGAUGGCAUAUGUAAAUUAAGUUGUUAAUACAGCAUUAUUAAAUUAUUUUGAAGAAACAAUUGUAAUUUAUGUUUUUUCUUGAGUAUUAUUGAGUUGGGGAUGGUUGUGAUGUGAAGACCAUAAUAGAACACAUUAAGGUGAACACCACAGCAGAACGUGUCACGGCAGUAAAAGAAUAACAACAGAAUUUGGACACCAUUCAAGAUAGAUAGGUAAGGUAGGAUGACCAACAUAGUUUCCAAGCCUGAGUCAAACCUUCCACUUCCUUGGGUGGUGUCAGCACUGUGAUGUUUAAUGAAAAUUUAUUGAUAGGUGAAAUAGAGAGAAUGCAAUUGUCUCAUGGCAUAAGUAGUGUGUGGAUCCAUGUGGGAAACAAGAUUUUUGAACAUUUGAUAAUGAAGUUUAGUGUAGGAAAUGUAAAAGUUACCUCAAAUAUGACAUGAUGCAGCAGUGUACAGAAGAAGAAGAACGGUGCAUGUUUCUCGACUUCAAAUAACCGUUUUUAAGUGAAGAUAAAAGGUAUAGUGUGCAUGCAUUUGCACCACCAUCUUCUGCCCCAGUUAGAUGCCGAGUGAUUUCAGGUUGCUUCAUCAUGUACUACACACAAGCACCCGUUUUAUUAUGCCAACACAUUUCUAUUUCCUUAACAGAUUAUAAAAUGGUAACACUGGGAUUGCAUAUUUUGCAGCUUAACUAGUGAUACAUGUACAGUAAUUUGGAUAUUUUCAUAAAACUAAGAAACCUGCCUUGCAACUCAGAAUGGAACUCAAGUUACAAGAAUUUGGAAACAGGUAUAGUACAAACAUUUAAGUGUAACCCCCAGUCUUUCAUCUUCAAGGAUUCCUUAUGGUUUAUCAAAAAGGUGCCAGGAGUAACAGUUAUUCAGAGAGAGGGGCUCUUCUCCUUUACCUUAUUUUCCUCUGUUCAAUAUUAAGAAAAAAACGCGUGUAUCCCACAAUUCACGGAACUCGCAUUUUUGGUGCACUUAAAAUUGCAUCAUUAUUAUCCCUCAAGUUAUUUAAUGCAAUUACAAUACAAUCUUAAGCACACACUACUAGUACUAUAACAGUCUUGAAGGUCAUUUGCUGUCUUCUCAUGGUUAGAUUAUUUUUGUAGGUAUACAUUUUGUAAUGUACCUUUUCAUGGAUGCUCUAGUCCAUUAUUUUGUCAAUAUUUUGAAAUAAGACACGUGCAGUUCUCAAAGGCUCUAACCCAAGUACUGUAUCGCUGUGUUUAAUAUUGUUUAUUAUGAGAAUUAUAAUUUGAGCCCCUGUUAAUAUCGAGUUUCUUAUUAAUGAGGUACUGAUAAAUAAUUUGUAUUGCUUAAAUCAAGAGCAUGAGUGUUUGCUCAUGUACAUAGCUGUGUGUCUUUUUUUGUGUGUACAUUAAACUUUUUGUUUUUGUGCUGUGUGACAGAAUGAGGACAUUGAACUUAUGAGUGAAUGCCUCUAAUGGCUGUAUAUUUAAUGUCAAAUAUUAUAUAUGAUUUAUAGAGUACAAUCUUUCUUAAGUAGAUCACUAAUGUGUCCAAAUGCUGGUGACUCCCACAGUGUAAUUUGACUUCAAAAUAAAAUGUUAUCAAAGAAGAA